Messenger RNA from Sycon ciliatum, 5916 nucleotides. RefSeq lists its product as uncharacterized. Bases 233 to 5014 code for a protein of 1593 amino acids. Gene Ontology annotation, molecular function: protein binding. The record is from RefSeq and is a predicted model, not a curated record. The transcript is spliced from 25 exons. Gene Ontology annotation, cellular component: spindle. Lineage: Eukaryota; Metazoa; Porifera; Calcarea; Leucosolenida; Sycettidae. Gene Ontology annotation, biological process: regulation of establishment of bipolar cell polarity; signal transduction; establishment of mitotic spindle orientation.
AAAGAUUUGUCUCCCGUUAUUCUUGUUUCCACAGACUAUGACCAGUCUCAUCUCCAGCAGUUUGCCGAGCAGCCCUCUCGACCACCAUCCUGGCCGAUGAUGGGCCGUCAUCUGCCACUCUUAACACCAGCACUGGCACACCGUCCAGCAGUACCCUGACGUCGUCCACCCCACGAGCAAUACAGCGCAAGCACCGGCUGGGCCAGCACCACCGUGGAGAACCUUACUGAACAUGAAGAAGAAGAUGAAUCCAGUUGACCAGCUGUUUGAUUUCAUUGAGAGACAAGACUUUGACGGUGCGGAGGCUAUCAUCACGCAGUCACCAAACUUUGACAUCAACGAGACCAAUGCUGAAGACCACACACCGCUAGAUGUGGCAGUCAUGACGGAUGCGGUGGUCAUUGCAAAGCUUAUCAUGAAGCAUGGUGGCAAGGAAAACCCUAUUUUUAUCAAGAACCGCUACAUUCGCAGUGUGCGACUCACUACCCUGGUCACGGAGGCUGAAGAGCAGGUGGAGAAGCUGACGACCAGUGUUGUCAACCUGGGUGGUGGCAUGCCCAAUGGUGUCGGGGUGAACCAUCCACAAGGCUCACUGACUGCGUCAAGCUCAAAGCUAAAGGAGUAUGAACGUCAGCUGCGCGACUGGGAGUGGAGGUAUCACACACUUCGGCGUAUGCUGCAGAUCUAUGACAGAGCCAAGGCGUCAGAGCCACCGAAGUGGGUCAAGCUUUCCGUCAUGUCGCCAACAGCACUGCGGGUGGAUUUCGACGAGCCGGAGGAAACCAACGGUGCCGUUGUCACCAGAUACAAGAUUGUCUGGAGUGCAUUUCCUGAUUAUACCGACAGCAACGAGUUCGUGAAGACUGACCUGCAAGUGAUGUGUCAUAUCAUUGAAGAUCUGGACGAAGAUGUGACAUAUUAUGUGUAUGUGGAGGCAUUCAACAUGCAGGGGUACAGUGCACCAUGCUACUCAACGCCAUCGUGUGCCACACCAUCCAACUGGAGAACGGCUGUGAAUGAUUGCAAUACUGAUGGUGGUAGUAAUGGCACAGAUGAUGCUAUUCUGACCCAUGUACCGGACCGCUCAUGCACAUCACAUGACACCAUGAUGACGCUGGACGGCCUCGCUCAGAGUGUGCUGGACGCGGACACUGAGGACGCUCUAGAUAGCCGAGGUCUGAAGCGUAACUGGUUCAAGAUGUUUGGUGGAAAGUUCACACAUACCCUCGAAGCGGGGUCUCUAUACCUGGCUGUUGUGAACUACACGGAUGACAAUCGUCUGCAAGUGACGGCUGAUGGCCAUCUGCCUAUUCUCCUAGUUGAUCAAGAUCACAGUGUGGGACAGCACUCUGCCGACAUCAUGUGGUUCUCAAAGAUCUGCUUCAACUGGAAGGAUACACGCUCACUAAAGGCAAUGAUCGGCUCUGACCAGUCCACGGCGACACUGGUGUUCCGGCACAAACUACUGCUGGCAGCCAUUCAAGCUCAGCUUACGUUCAACCAACCGAACUUGGGUAUUCUGCACCCGGACAUCAUCACCGACUUCAACAAGUGUACCAUAGUCACCGUCAUGAAACAAGUGCCGAGGUCACAAUCAGCUGGCUCAGGCAAUCGCUGGAUACCAAUUCCUAGAUUCCUGCGCAAGCGUGUUCACCCAGACCGGCCCAACACGCCCGGUAAUGUGGAGAAACCCGACAUUGGAGUGUCCGUUUCAGCAUCCACAAAUUCAGUGCGCCAGGACAUCUCUCCACCACCGCACUCUCAGAAUACUAGUGCGUACACACUGCUGGUCAACCAACUGCUGGAUGUCGUGUCGUUCCACACAAACAUGCACGAAACUCUACCCAGGGGUCUGUAUGUCGGACUUCUCAAGCUCAGGACGACGGUAUCACACAUGUCCGUGUACACAUCCAGGCUACAUCCACUCAUGCUGCCGUAUAUGAAGAUCAGCGACAAUCCAAACGUUUCAAGGGACGAGUGGUUGUGGCUACAGCGUGUUAUGAACCAGACACAGGAUAGCAAUGUGCACCCUCUGCCCGAUGAGGUUACGCAGCACGGGCGCACGUUUCAGCAGCGACUGGCUCGUGGAGCGGCACGCUUGCUGACGAAGUUCAACCUGGACGAUGGAGAGGAGGACGUCAUGGAAAACUAUCACCUGUACUGCCGUGAGGUGAUAGAAGUGAGCGAUGACAUCACCAUGGUGUUGCUCCUACCACCGGCUGACUCACUGUGCCUAGCACCUGGUCAGCAGUGUGUGCUGGAUGAGAACCCUGACAUCGUACCACUGCCAUUGCACUACUUUGAACUGGCUCACAAGGUGAUGUUCUCCCAACCGUUUUGUGAUCUGUAUACUCGUGUGUCGUCCGUGCUGGACUGUCGACGACUCUGCUCCGAGCAGUUGUCACGCAAGGCAUUCACCAAGGAAGAGACAUUAGCAGCACAGAUUGAACUGGACGAGGUGAACCACCUGCAGUCGGAUCUCGAUGCCGUUUGGGACAAGAUGAGGUGGGUCCGUGACAUCGUGCACCAGGGCAAGGACAAGCUUCCAUCUUGCACCGUUGUGCUCCGGCGCAUGUUCACGGCGGGCGUUGGCACUUCGUCGGCCCAUGCUCUGCCAAGCUUUGCACGACGAGGAGCUCGUGGUGUGAACACUAGAAGAAGCCUACAGCACAAUAGCUGGUCGUCCAACUCCGUACGUCUUCAGCAGCAGCAGCAGCUGCUCCUGCAGCAGGCCAAGCGCCAGCGUAAUCACCUGCAGAGACGUGCAUCGCUGGAGACAACCGAGAUAUUCAAUGACAUUGUCGACAAGAGCAACGGACCGGCCAACGGCGGAGCGAAUAAUAGCACAACUCUGAGACAGGGCGGAGAUGGUGGCGGUGGUGCACGGGACGCAGGCAAUCGCCAGGCCACGAUGCCGACGAAUCGCCGAGGAUCCCUGCCAAGCGUUGGGUACGUUGGUGGUGCCGGAAGCUUCUCCACCCUGCCGCGCUCUUCGCGCCGUUCCUCCUCCACUCACGGUGCACUGCUCGAGGAGAGAAGUGAAUCUUCGCACGCCACCGGAAAUGCUGCCGUUGGUCAUCAUUCGCGCAGCAGUGCCGCCAUGGACCGCGCUACGCAGUCCGCGUCGGAGUCCAACACGGUCAUGUCGGACCCGAACAUAUCGCGUCACAAGGCGGACUCCGCCGGCAAUGUGCACUCACAUUCCGUGAUGCACAGGCGUCACGCGCAUGCGCAAGCUGGCAGCCCAGACGACGAGCUAUCCCGUAGCUUUCCUCACGGCAGUCCUGUUCAUGCGCUGACCGACAACAUGGACAAGGGACGGGCCAGCCCAGCGCCGCCGAAACGCUCCUCGUCCCACGCUGCCAUGAACGUCCAUCGCCUGUCUCGCACCGGCAGCCCACAGUACUCUGAGGACGGCGGUGAACACCCGCCUCCGUACACGAGUAGCAGUAACUCCGUCUCGCCGGAUGGAACACUGGGCAGGCAGCACGCCGCACAGCAGCGACAUCAUCACACCAUGACGAUGGCGACGUCACCGGAUGGUACGUUUGUGCAGCAGGGCGGAAACAUGGGUGCCGUCGCCAAUGCCGUGGGCGCUCUGGAGCACACGCGGGGCUCUCCGAUGAACGCCCACGGCACUACACCAUCCCCGGACAGUAUGACCUACUCGAGCUCCUCGUACUCGGGUUCGUCUUCCGCCUCGUCCACAUUCUCUCGCUCCAGCUCCAGUCGUGUCAACACCGGCCAUGCCGUCGCCACCGGCAACCGGAGCCUGUCUCCGUCGAACAGCUCUGGUUCGUUCUCCUCGGCACGCUCUGGUGGUCAUGUGACUAGCUCAUCGUCACCGGAUGAGUUUGGCAGCGGGAACAUUGCCACGUUGCAAUUGUCAGCGGGCAGCUCUUCGUCAAACCGGUCCAGCACUCUGCCAGCGUCCACAGCGAGUCGCAUUCACCCGUCCGCGCCGGCGGGGAAAACUCUCUACGCACGGACAGACUCGAGCGGUGCGUCAACGUUUCAACGUACGCCACCGCUGCGUCGAAAACAGCCGGGUGGUGCAUCAGCCGUCACGCAACAUCAGCAAUCUCAGGCUGAGGAGCAAUCGCACCACUUGACGCACCAACACGCCGCACCCCCAUCUGCCGGCAACGCCAAGCGGAGUUCCGUGCCAACCGGCCCGACGACAUCCUCAUCAUCACAGCAACCGCCAGUGCACGGCGGCGACGGGCAGUUCGGCCGUUUCGGUGCCCGCGUUCCGGCACCGCAGCAGGCACCGCCCCCACCGACGUACGCACACCCUCAACGGCACAACACCACCACCACCGCUGCCGCCGCCACCAAUCACCACAGUCCUGCGUCAUCGUUUGCGUCCGUCGACCGAGCCGCUCGCCCGCACGGCCGCCCGCGACGCAGCAUUUCCGACACCAGCUUCGGAAGCCCGCCGUCACAGCAGCAGCAGCAGAAGCAGCAAUACGAGCAGCAGCAGCAACACGUCCAACAGCAGCAGCAGAGCAGCACAGCGAGGGUGAUGCGAACACAAGCCACCCAGUCACAUCUGCAUAGGCGGACGUACUUAGAAACGGGCGGAGACUCCGGAAGCGACCGCUCAGCCCGCUCCUCGCCAACUCCAGCUGGUUCGCUCUUGACACCCGGUGGCAUAUCGACCAGUGGAGCAAACUGGGUGAGAGUAUUUCCACUCUUCGCCUCUCCUCAACUGCUGGCAAAGGGAACCAAUAUCAAGAUUAAGAUCACCCCUACGACUAGUUGUCGCGAGGUGAUUGAACUUGUCAUGGACGAAGUCCGGAGAUUGACGUCUGGCUCAACUCGUGCCCAAUCACUGAUUCUCGACAUCAACGCGUACUGUCUAGUUUCCAAGGUGGAGGGCCGCGACUGCCCACUGCCCGAUGAUUUCAAACCGCUCGAGCUAGCCGAUCAGGAGUCCCGUCGUCAGAUGUACAUACGCGAGAGAAGCGCCGCGGAGCAAAUGCUGCAGCAGGGGCAGUCUACGAGUGUGUGAUCUUAUACUACUCGGUGGUCAGCUACAAGCAAGCGCAGUCAACAAGUAUGUGACAAUAUUUCGUCAGCUACACGCAGGAGCACUCAGCGAGUGUUUGACCAAGCUAACAGAGGUAGAAGUAAUUAUUGAUAGUGAUACUUGCAUUGGAGAAGUAGUGCUGUUCAAUGUCACCUGAGUGGUGUUGGUCGGCCAAAUCGCCCGAAUAUGUCUGCCCAGCAUCCGUUGUGGCAAAAUAUGGGAAAUUGUGUCCAAUAGCUGCUCGUUGUGAACACAAUUUAUCCUGUUACCAUGUGCAAGGAGCAGGACCCGCUUGCCAUGUAUACUAUUAUGCUAUUUUACCAGCCCUUGAAACAAAAGAUGGAUAGUGGAUUUGUGCCUGCCUACACACAGGCACGUACUUACAUGUAGGUUUUACACUUUUGAAAUGCUGAGAUUAUAUCCGCUAUUCAUAUAGUCUUUAAUUAAGACCACUGAAAUGAAAUGAUAUCCUAUGUUGGAGACCACUGAAAUGAUGUUAUGGCAUGCCUGUGCUAUACGUGUGGUGCUAUGCAUGUUGAAAUAACCACACUAUACACGUAAUUCAUACUGUCUCUGAGCUGCAGCGACCAUAAUAUUCUAUUUCUCUAUUUAGUAAAUUCUAACCAUUUGGGAGCCCGUGUCUAGAACCUCCGCUCCACUAGAUCCCCCUGAUCCUGCGGACAAAAGUCUACACUGAAUGCUCUGGCACUUUUUUUUUGUGGGAGUGAAUCUAUUAUAAUAUUUAUAGCGUUGAGUUCUAUCUGAAGUGAAUGACUUAAAACACAGUGUACGUUUAUUGUGAAGGCUACUUGCUGAUUAUAUUCUGGAGUUUCGAUGAGAGUAUUCAAUUUUGAACAGAUUCUGCGAUACACUCUAAAACCGGA